AUGCUGUAAGUUAAGAUUACUGACCCCAGAGGUGAAGAAGUUGUUCCUGAGACAGUUGACAACUUCCUGUUCGCGCGCACUCUUCUGUCAUUAACGAGGCGACUGCGCGAAAAAUAUGAGGGAUAAUACAAUGUGUCCUCCAAAAUACUGUAUGGCCAAAGAGUGGGCCUUUGAAAGAGCGCCAUUUUCAAGUAUUUAGGCGCUAAUGAGACAGCCAAUCGGGAGCUCGCGGGGCGGUUCUUGAUCUCAUUAGCUUUUCAAUAGCAGGAUUUGCAUAAUCAAAUCAAUAAAGAGUGAUUUGUUGCUUAUUUUAUAACUUUAUAUUUUUUUGAGUGAUGGUCGCAUCCAAUGAUGACUUUCCCGUGUUACGGUAGCUACAAGCGUUUCUCUUUUUUAAUGUUUCGAUUGUGAAUAUUUGAAUAUUACAGCCGACGACGGCAGAAACGAUCACGAAAACGACGACUAUGGUGCCCAUUAUUUUAUAUUCCGUUCUUUAUCAUCUUUGCGGUGACCUCCGGCUACCUUAUACAUGUAUGUCGUCUUAAUUACCCGUAAUUUAUAUUAGAUCUUGGAAUAUCAAGAAAGUUAUGAUGGAGACAAAGAUGCGAUGAGCAAAUGCAACCAUUUUAAACAAGAUAUAACCCAGAUUAUACAGAAUCAAACUGAUCUUUCAAUUGUAAACGAAGAAUUAGACAAAUUUCAGAAAUGCAUGAAGUAAGGUGUAGUGCAAUAAGUUAUUGUUUUUGUAGGGCUCAAGUUAUAGUCUACGGCAUGACGUUCAAAAACAGCAUUACUUAUGUGCUUAGCGUGAUCACAACCUUAGGAUACGGCGAUCUUGUAUGUUUUUUGAUUGAUUAUUUUUAUCCCGUAUCUUAGAUUCCUUUCACGGUAGCCGGUCGUUACGCAACGAUGGUAGUAUCGAUCAUUGGGAUUCCCUUGUACAUCUCUUUCACCUCGGAUACUGCCGUUCUUCUGUCAGAUAUCAUCUCAUGCAUAGUUGCAAUCCUGAAUCGACGUUUCCUUCAUCGGCAUUCAAAUGGAUCAAAGACGAUGAACACACUUUUUCUAAUCAUCUUGUUUAUGAGCUAUAUUCAUUUAGUGGCUGCUGUAUUUUAUAUGAUCGAAAGACAGCAAGAAUGGACUUAUCUUGAAUCUUUGUAUUUUACAUUUACAUCAAUGACCCUGAUUGGCUUUGGAGACUAUCUCCCGAGCCGCCAUUUAUUUCCGUUUGUUCAUCUUCCUUUUAUCGCCUUGGGGCAAACAAUGCUGGCCAUGAACUUCUACAUAAUAACAGUAAGUUCCAACUAUUGUAACUGGACAUUGGGCCCAACAGAAACAGAUGAGAUUUGUGAUCCCACGCAGAUUUUCCAUUUUCUGUUUGCAAGUAAUGCUGGGAAAGGGGACCAAAGAAACGGACGAUUCAGACGACGAAUGUGUGCAGACAAAUCCAAUGUGCAUUCAAGUCAGUGAUGAGGAAAGUAAGCCCUGACCUUAUCCCUCAUUAUCCGCUUAGUAAAAGAAAGAAGUCCAUUGAUGAAACGAGUAAAACAAUCAAUUGAGAAUAUUCUGCCAUGGAGCGAAGAGUCAGGACCGAUUGAAACGUCAUCACACACAUACAGCGCUCACGCGAGGUUCAGCUGA
Messenger RNA from Bursaphelenchus xylophilus (pine wood nematode), 1641 nucleotides. NCBI's taxonomy places the organism in Eukaryota, Metazoa, Nematoda, Chromadorea, Rhabditida, Aphelenchoididae. The record is from the annotation of a GenBank genome assembly.